AUGUCGUCCAUAGGCCCCCAGCUCCCGCCUCAGCUGAAAAGGAGCCGUGACGAGACGGACGACGAAUUAACGACGGGAUCAAAUAAACAUGCUCGUCGCGAGGGCUCUGGGCGGAAUCAAGACGAGAUAGAACUCAAUGACUCUGGAUCAGACUCAGAGGACGACUAUGCACCGCCUAGGCCGGCUUCCUUGCCUGCUGGUGCUAUAGCAAGAGCAGUAGGACCGUCUCUCCCACCACACCUCGCCGCAAACAACACAGACGAAAUCAACCUCUCCGACUCCGAUUCAGACUCAGACACCGGCCCAGCUCCUCCUCCUGGCGCCAAUCCAAAUCCCAACGCCAAUACCAACCCAGACUCCGACUCGUCAGACGACGACGACGACUUCGGCCCGUCCCUCCCAUCUGCCUCAGCCCCCCGCCGCCAGAUCGGACCCUCCCUCCCCCCAUCCCUCGACGACGGCGCCCCCAAGCGCGACGACUGGAUGCUCGCCCCUCCUCCUUCAUCAUCGACCUUCUCCGAGCGCGACACCACCAAGAUCCGCGCCCGCAAGUUCGCCUCCAAGCCUAAGCCAACGUCCUCUACGGCCCCCGGCGCGCCGUCCAUAUGGACCGAGACGCCGGAGGAAAAACUUCGUCGCUUACAGGACUCCGUGCUCGGACGCACAUCGUCUGCAUCUGACGGCCCGUCUAGUCUUUCAGAGGAACAGCAAAGGAAAACUCGUCGCGACGAAGCUCUCGCCGCUGAAAUCCAUGCUCAGCGAGGAAAGACGUUGCUUGAGGAACAUCAAGGCGGCAAGAAGGCCGCAGGCGGGAAGCCUGAUGAGGAGGAGGAUGAUCCGAGCAAGAGGGCGUUUGAUAGGGAAAAGGACAUGGCGGUCGGCGGCAGGAUCACGUCGACACAGAGGAGGGAGCUGAUUAACAAGUCUGCCAAUUUCGGGGGCCGGUUUCAAAAGGGCUCCUUUUUAUAG
This is a messenger RNA of Trichoderma virens Gv29-8, 969 nucleotides long. RefSeq lists its product as uncharacterized. NCBI's taxonomy places the organism in Eukaryota, Fungi, Ascomycota, Sordariomycetes, Hypocreales, Hypocreaceae. The record is from RefSeq and is a predicted model, not a curated record. The coding region runs from base 1 to 969 and encodes 322 amino acids. The transcript has a single exon.